Messenger RNA from Rhododendron vialii, 1067 nucleotides. RefSeq names its product V-type proton ATPase subunit c1. The transcript has 3 exons. Gene Ontology annotation, molecular function: proton-transporting ATPase activity, rotational mechanism. The record is from RefSeq and is a predicted model, not a curated record. Gene Ontology annotation, biological process: proton transmembrane transport. Gene Ontology annotation, cellular component: proton-transporting V-type ATPase, V0 domain. The coding region runs from base 173 to 538 and encodes 121 amino acids. NCBI's taxonomy places the organism in Eukaryota, Viridiplantae, Streptophyta, Magnoliopsida, Ericales, Ericaceae.
ACAGUUAGUUAAUAGUAAUAAUUUCCUUCUCCAUCAAUCUUGCGCAGAAGUCUAGACAGAGAAGGGAUCUAAUCUAAACUCCACGGGAUUUCUCCCCUUCCGUACAUACUAAUUCCCACGCAAUUCUCUCGAGAUCCAUCCAAUCGACGUUCCUUCUCAAAGAAAAUUCGAAAUGUCGACGUUCAGCGGAGAUGAAACUGCACCUUUCUUCGGCUUCCUCGGCGCCGCUGCUGCUCUCGUCUUCUCAUGUAUGGGAGCUGCCUAUGGGACCGCAAAAAGUGGUGUUGGUGUGGCGUCUAUGGGAGUGAUGAGGCCAGAAUUGGUGAUGAAAUCGAUUGUUCCUGUUGUUAUGGCUGGUGUUUUGGGUAUAUAUGGAUUGAUCAUUGCUGUUAUCAUCAGUACUGGUAUUAACCCAAAGGCCAAGUCAUAUUACCUGUUUGACGGUUAUGCCCACCUUUCCUCUGGUCUCGCUUGCGGCCUCGCUGGUCUUUCUGCUGGAAUGGCAAUUGGGAUCGUUGGUGAUGCUGGUGUUAGUUAGCUUAUGUGGUUAUCCGUCAACAUUUAUGUAUAUGGAAGUUAAGGGUAAUAGCCGAUGUGGUAACAUUGGCAAAUUUACUUCUUUGGGGUACAGCAAUUUAACUGGGAAAUGAGGUACUGCUGGCAUCACUCGUUGCUUCCCAAACAGGCAGACCUGAUUCUCAUUUUUUACGUCACUAGUUGUAAAGACGGACAGACGGUUUGUGCAUUUCAGAAAAAUGACAUAACCAACUGAUGGACCCAAGACUACUUUUCAGCUGGAUGUUUAGGGGAACCUGAUCCAUGUUUAUUUCUUUUUCCUCCUAACUGCCAAUAUAGUUUGCAUCAAGUACAUUGCAUGGUUCCGUCGACACAUAGAAUUUCCUACUCUUCAAGAAAAACCUCAUCAAAUUUUUGUUCACUCGAUAUUGAAACAAGUGUUAGUUUCAAAAUUUGGAUGCUUUUUGGAUUGGAAAUUUGAAAUGUUUUGGAGAAGGGGGAUCUAUGAGUAAAUGUUGCGAGCCAAUUCUUGACAUGAAAGUUGUUUUUUA